AUGAUAACCACUGUAAUAGCCGUCGUAUUCUUUUGCAUAGCCCUUUCAGCAGUUGAUAAGCUGAGCUCUGAAAUGAUCAAGGGGUCUUCCAGUUGGGAUCAGUCGUCAGAAUCCGGAUCAUCAAACAGUCCAUUGAUUCGUGAAACGGACUCAACCCCUAAUCCUAAUUCGUGGUCAUGGACUCAGACAAACUCUGAAGACCACGUUAACACAUCGGUUUUAAUUCCAGUAGUAAUUGUAGUUGGUUUAAUCGUAUUGGCCAUACAAUCUAUAGGCGCAAUAGGCGCUUAUAAAGAGCACUACUGCCUGUCCAUGACAUACGCAAUACUACUGACCAUAAGCACCUUGCUUAUUCAUAUGCCCAUGAUUGUCGCAAGCAAAAUUUAA
Messenger RNA from Oppiella nova, 387 nucleotides. Lineage: Eukaryota; Metazoa; Arthropoda; Arachnida; Sarcoptiformes; Oppiidae. The record is from the annotation of a GenBank genome assembly.